Messenger RNA from Gracilinanus agilis (Agile Gracile Mouse Opossum), 4176 nucleotides. It is a transcript of the gene KDM4A, whose product is annotated as lysine demethylase 4A. The transcript is spliced from 23 exons. Gene Ontology annotation, molecular function: histone H3K9 demethylase activity; histone H3K36 demethylase activity. Gene Ontology annotation, cellular component: nucleus. The record is from RefSeq and is a predicted model, not a curated record. NCBI's taxonomy places the organism in Eukaryota, Metazoa, Chordata, Mammalia, Didelphimorphia, Didelphidae. Bases 119 to 3157 code for a protein of 1012 amino acids. Gene Ontology annotation, biological process: chromatin remodeling.
GUGGUGAGUCGCGUUCCGCGGAGCCCGAGGCGGCGGCAGCGUCAGUCCCGAGGCCCGUGACGGGGCGGCGGCUGCGCGUGGAUUCCUUGAAUUAGUAGAACUCAGAAGAGAGGGCAGCAUGGCUUCGGAGUCAGAGAGUUUGAACCCCAGCGCCCGCAUCAUGACCUUCUAUCCCACCAUGGAGGAAUUCCGCACCUUCAGCCGCUACAUUGCUUACAUUGAAUCCCAAGGAGCCCAUCGAGCUGGGCUGGCCAAGGUGGUUCCUCCCAAGGAAUGGAAGCCCCGAUCGAGCUAUGAUGACAUUGAUGACCUGGUCAUUCCAGCCCCCAUCCAGCAGGUGGUGACUGGACAGUCUGGCCUUUUUACCCAGUACAACAUCCAGAAGAAGGCCAUGACUGUGCGGGAGUUUCGAAGGAUAGCAAAUAGCGACAAAUACUGUACCCCACGAUAUAAUGCCUUUGAAGAACUUGAGCGAAAAUACUGGAAAAAUCUAACAUUCAACCCUCCUAUUUAUGGUGCUGAUGUGAAUGGAACACUAUAUGAAAAGCAUGUAGAUGAAUGGAACAUUGGACGCUUAAACACCAUCCUGGAUGUCGUGGAGAAUGAGAGCGGCAUCACCAUUGAGGGUGUCAACACUCCCUACCUCUACUUUGGCAUGUGGAAGACCUCUUUCGCCUGGCACACAGAAGACAUGGACCUGUAUAGCAUCAACUACCUGCACUUUGGUGAGCCCAAGUCCUGGUACUCCAUUCCCCCAGAGCAUGGCAAACGUCUGGAGCGGCUGGCCAAAGGUUUCUUCCCAGGAAGUGCCCAAAGCUGUGAGGCUUUUCUCCGCCAUAAAAUGACCUUGAUUUCCCCUUCAAUCCUGAAGAAGUAUGGCAUUCCCUUUGAUAAGGUGACUCAGGAGGCUGGACAGUUCAUGAUCACCUUUCCCUAUGGCUACCAUGCUGGCUUUAACCAUGGGUUUAACUGUGCUGAAUCUACCAACUUUGCCACCCUCCGUUGGAUCGAGUAUGGCAAGCAGUCUGUUCUGUGCUCUUGCCGGAAGGAUAUGGUGAAGAUAUCCAUGGAUGUGUUUGUACGGAAGUUCCAACCUGAGCGGUACAAACUCUGGAAGGCAGGCAAAGACGCCCCUGUCAUUGACCACACUCUGCCCACUCCUGAGGCAGCUGAGUUCCACAAGGAGGAGCAGCAAGAGUGCCCAGAGGAAACUCUGGAUAGCAAUGGGGACCCAGCUGGUGAGGAAGCCAAGAAAAGCCCCACCAGGCAUCGGAUUGGAGCCAAGAGGCACCGAGUGUGUCUGGAGGUGCCUCAGGAGGUGAGCCAGAGCGAGGCUUUUGCCCAGAGAGAACCUUAUGAGAUGGAUGGGGAGCAGGUGGCCUUUCCUUCUGGGAAGCCCUGCCCAGGCUUGGUAUCACCUCUGCGAGCUGAGAAUGGUGCCCUCGCUUCGACAGGCCUCACUGGGCUUUUGCUUUCAGAUUAUCCAGACUCCACUGAAGUCAAAUUUGAAGAACUCAAGAAUGUUAAAUUGGAAGAUGAAGAGGAGGAGGAGGAGGAAGCAGCAGCUUUGGACCUCUCUCUAUCUGGCACUGCAAGCCAGGCCUCCAAAAAGAGCCGAACUCGUUCUGAGACUCGAUCUCAUCGAACUCGCCGGGCCCUGGCUGCCCAUAGCUGUGCCCAGGAUGAUGAUUCAGAACAAGAACUCUCCGAGGCUGCAGAAGAGGAGAAUCAGAAGGCCAAGGGUCGCCGGCAACCCUUGAGCAAACUUCCACGGCAUCACCCACUUGUAGCCCAAGAGUGCGGCAGUGACGAUGAGACUGUUGAACCACUGACCCCAGAGGAAGAGGCUGAAGAGACAGAAGCAUGGGCCAAACCCCUGAGUCAGCUCUGGCAGAAUCGACCCCUGAACUUCGAGGCAGAAAGGGCAUAUAAUGAGAGCAUGGCUCAGCAGCCUCCACACUGCGCGGUCUGUUUGAUUUUUCAAACCUACCAUCAGGCUGAGGGAGGAGGCCACAACCAGAGUUGGACAGGUGGAUCUGACACAGAGCCAGGGAGACGCAGAACCAAGCCUCUGAUUCCUGAGAUGUGCUUCACUGCAACAGGUUGUAGCACCGACCUCAGCCUUUCUACCCCCUACCUGGAGGAAGAUGGCACCAGCAUCCUGAUCACCUGCAGGAAAUGCCGUGUCUGUGUCCACGCUAGCUGUUAUGGAGUCUCCCCCGAGCAGGCCUCAGAUGACUGGAUGUGCUCUCGGUGCGCAGCCAACGCUUUAGAGGAGGGUUGCUGUCUGUGCUCGUUGCGAGGAGGAGCCCUUCAGAGAGCCAAUGACGAUAGGUGGGUCCACGUGAUGUGCGCCAUCGCAGUCCUGGAAGCCAAGUUUGUCAACAUUGCUGAGCGCAGCCCAGUAGACCUGAGCAAAAUCCCUCUUCUCCGCUUCAGGCUGAAAUGCGUCUUUUGUAAGAAGCGGAGGAAGAGGGUGGCCGGCUGCUGUGUCCAGUGCUCCCAUGGCCGCUGCCCAACCUCCUUCCAUGUGAGCUGUGCCCAGGCCGCGGGGGUCAUGAUGCAGCCGGACGACUGGCCCUUUGUGGUCUUCAUCACCUGCUUUCGACACAAGGUUCCUUCUCAGGCAGAGCGUGCCAAGGGUGCCCUCCAGGACCUUUCUGCAGGCCAGACAGUCAUCAGCAAGCACAAGAACGGCCGCUUUUACCAGUGUGAGGUGGUCCAGCUUUCCACCGAGACCUUCUACGAAGUCAAUUUUGAUGAUGGCUCCUUCAGUGACAAUCUCUAUCCUGAGGACAUUGUGAGUCGUGACUGUCUGCAGUUGGGUCCUCCUGCUGGAGGGGAAGUGGUCCAAGUGCGAUGGACAGAUGGACAAGUCUAUGGAGCCACGUUCGUAGCUUCCCAUCCCAUCCAGAUGUACCAGGUAGAGUUUGAAGAUGGCUCCCAGCUCAUGGUGAAGAGGGAUGACGUUUACACGCUGGAUGAGGAGCUCCCCAAGAGAGUCAAGUCCCGGCUGUCAGUGGCAUCAGAUAUGCGCUUCACAGAAAUUUUCACAGAGAAGGACGUCGGGCAGGAAAAGAAACGGCAACGAGUGAUCAACUCCCGAUACCGAGAAGACUAUAUUGAGCCCUCGCUCUACCGGGCCAUCAUGGAGUAAGGGAGCAGGAGCCACACGGACCCAGCCUGGGAAGCGGGAGCACUCCAGGGCCCUGAGCCCCAGACACCCAUGGAACUCAGAGCAGUACUUGGAGAACUGAAAUUGUAAAAACUGAACGAAUGAGCUCUUCCUCCUCUGACCCAUUCCCUUCCCUGGUCCUCCUGCCGCACAUGGCCAUGGAGAAAGGAGGCUGAGCCCUGAGCCGGGCCCUGCGGCUAGCAGGAGCCCCCCCUGGAAGGGGCCGGGCCCUGCUGCUGGGGACUGGAGCUGGUGCUGUCCGCGCCCCCUGCACCCACGGGCGAGUGCAGUAGCCUGCUGGCCCUUGGCCAGGUGGAUGGACAGAUGGACGGAGCGAGGAACAGGCAGUAUUACUGGUGCUUGCCCCCCUCCCUCCUUUUUAUAUUUAUACAUGUGUAUGUUUGGUCUCCACCAGCUUCCGUUGGCUUCUGGCCGCAGCCCCCUAUGUUGGGGGGAGGCAGGCCAGAAAGAUUUACCUGAAGAAACUAAAUGUGAAGAGCUAUGCCCCUGUUUUGCCAACCUGGGACUAAGCUGGGCACUGGGAGCUCCUCCUCUCCCCUGGGGUGGGCUCAGGUUCUAGAAGCCCCAAGCUGGGGUGAGAUGGGGGCGAGCCCCCAAGGAGUCCCCUUACUCUCCUCUGGGUGGUGGAGUCUCCAGAUCCCCCUUCCUGGCCCUGCCCUCAGGCAGGCAGGCAGGCUGGGGGCUUCUUGGUACCCUGGAUGGCACAGUGAGGGGGCAUUUUAAUGAUGGUCAGUCAGGACCCCCUGCAGCAAGGGCAGAGGGAGGCUGCUGCUGCUGGGGGAUGCCUGGCAAGCAUUAAUUGUUGAAGCCGUCAAUCAUGCAGGGGCUUGGGGGAGGGCCAGGCAGCUUGGGAUGCCAUGAAUUUGCUGGGCGGGCUUGGGCUUCUGCCAGCCCCUUUCCCUGUGUGCAGGAGAACCAGGGAUUUGAUCUUUUGCCUUUUUGUUACACUCAAACGCUAUAAAACCAAAUUAUUUUGAAAA